This is a messenger RNA of Echinococcus granulosus, 531 nucleotides long. RefSeq lists its product as hypothetical. NCBI's taxonomy places the organism in Eukaryota, Metazoa, Platyhelminthes, Cestoda, Cyclophyllidea, Taeniidae. The record is from RefSeq and is a predicted model, not a curated record. Bases 1 to 531 code for a protein of 176 amino acids. The transcript is spliced from 5 exons.
AUGUGGCAAGUAAGUGAUGUGAUAAAUUUGAAAAUAAUGCACAAACAAUUAGUGUGUAAGCACGUGACAUGCACAUUUGUGGGUGUCACACCUGAAUCAGCUGGCGAUUUGUCAUUUACAACUCCAUCAAAUGAAAAGAAGACAACGGGUCGGAGCAGGAGCAUGCAAAGUAUGGCUAUUUGUUAUUUUUUGGCAUAUUCACUUAUGUGUAUUAUACUGUAUAAAAUGCAGUCCCUUAAAAUGCUAGUUUCGCCAGCCCAGCAUUUCUACCACGAUUAUCUUCUCACUUAUUCACUACAAAUCAAAUCUACUAGAUCAAGACCCAUUCCAAUGCCGGAGAUGUGGAAUGUGCUUUUCCAAACGCGCAUAUCUAAUAGAACAUAUGGAGCACACUCAUCAGGAAAAAUAUGGAAGAUAUUGAGACCUGCGCUACCUGUACAGCCAAAAUCAAAAUUGUUAACUCAUGCAUGUCAUUUUAAUAAUUUAGAUGCUUUCAUUUUAAUGGAUCAUUCACCAACCGAUGUGAUAUAG